Messenger RNA from Pichia membranifaciens NRRL Y-2026, 1883 nucleotides. RefSeq lists its product as hypothetical. Gene Ontology annotation, molecular function: RNA helicase activity; nucleic acid binding; ATP binding. The transcript has a single exon. Lineage: Eukaryota; Fungi; Ascomycota; Pichiomycetes; Pichiales; Pichiaceae. The record is from RefSeq and is a predicted model, not a curated record. Gene Ontology annotation, biological process: maturation of SSU-rRNA. The coding region runs from base 57 to 1715 and encodes 552 amino acids.
CAGUUACACUGACUUGAAGUUUAAAACAAAGUGUAAAUCGAUUAAAACGCAUUGCAAUGGAUAUCUUUAGAGUUUUGAGCAGGGGGGCUUCGUUAAACAAAUCCAAGGACUAUAAGGCUGAUUUUACAGCUCCUGAUAAGGUCAAGUCUGCAACUGAACUGAAAAAGUCGAACGAUUUGAAUGUACAGGUGGAAAAGGAAAUAGACUUCUUUCACAGCAAACAACAUAAGAUUGUUAAAGAAGUAGAGAGCAAAGUUAAUGGGGAUGAGAGUGAUGACGAUGUGAAAGAUGAUGAGACAAGAAAGCAAGAACCUGUCAAGAUCACUACGAAAGAAGAAGCCUUAGAGCUACGUAAGCUCAACGGAUCGAAAGUUACCGGACACGAUGUUCCCUUACCAAUUGGUUCUUUUGAGGACUUGAUUAGCCGGUUCAGGUUGUCCAAGAUCCUACUGCAAAACUUGAUUGCGAACAAUUUCAACGAACCAACUGCCAUCCAAAGUGAAGCCAUUCCAUGUGCGCUAUUUAACAGGGAUUUGAUUGCAUGUGCUCCUACCGGUUCCGGUAAAACGUUAGCUUUCUUGAUUCCUCUCGUACAAAACAUUCUGGCCUCAAAUAUACGAUCAAAGAAGAGAAAAGGGGGCGAAAACAAAGGUUCCGAAGAGAAAAGGAUAAAAGGAUUGAUUAUUUCACCUACAAAAGAAUUGGCCCAGCAAAUAAACAAUCAGCUCAAUAAAAUCACCGAGAAUCUCGGUAUCAAAACGGGGUAUUUGAACAAAUCUCUCGCCUCCAAGUUCCGUUCCGGGGUUUCCAAAGCUUCCAAGUUUGACAUCAUUGUAACUACGCCACUUAGAUUGAUUGACCUAGUGAAGAACUCUGCGCUUGACCUCUCGUAUGUCGAGUUCUUGGUUUUCGAUGAAGCAGACAGUCUUUUCCAGUCUGAUUUCCUUGAGCAAACAGAUGCAAUCCUUUCCGCGUUGACAAGCCCAAAAUUAUGCAAAAGUAUUUUCUCUGCCACCAUCACGUCACAUGUUGAGGAGCUAGCCCAUGGUAUCAUGAAAGACCCCGUACGUGUCAUAAUCGGCUUGAAAGAGGCUGCCAACUCCAACAUCGAGCAAAAAAUAAUAUACUGUGGUGACGAACAUGGUAAACUUGUUGCGAUCCGUGACAUGAUUCAGAAUGGUGGGUUUAAACCCCCAGUCAUCAUUUUCCUUCAGAGUAUUGACCGUGCCAAGGCCUUAUUCAAUGAACUCUUGUAUGAUGGUUUGAAUGUCGACGUUAUCCAUGCAGAGAGAUCACAAAAGCAGCGUGAAGAUGCUAUUGCAAGGUUUAGAAGCGGAGAGUUAUGGUGUCUCAUAACAACCGAUGUUUUAUCGAGAGGUAUCGAUUUCAAAGGUAUCAACUUGAUCAUCAACUACGAUGUUCCGAACUCAUCACAGGCGUAUGUCCAUCGUAUCGGACGUACAGGACGUGCAGGCCGUACCGGACGAGCGGUCACGUUUUACACCAAAGAGGACACAGAUAUGAUCAAGAAUGUUGUUAACGUUAUGCGUGCAAGUGGUCAGAUUGAAGGUAUGCCUAUAUGGAUGCGGGACGAAACUGCACUAUCGAAGUUGAGUAAAGAUAGAAAAAGAAAGCUCAAACGUGAGCAACUCGAGCGUGGGAAAAUCAGCACUGUUCCAAAGGCAUUCAAAAAGCGCAAAUUCAGAAAAGCUUAAUAAUAUCGAUACGGGAAGGUUAACUUCUCUAGUUUCUAUUGGUUUUAGCUAUCUUUUCCAUCUUUCCACGCUUUUCGACCAAAGGCGGACUUCUAUAUCACUAUAUAAUGCUAAGCAUAUGACUGUAAAUGAAAUUUCCUGGCAAAAGAAGUCAAUGUUGCUCCCUGG